Telopea speciosissima is the source of this 984-nucleotide messenger RNA. Its product is annotated as TLC domain-containing protein 5-like. Gene Ontology annotation, cellular component: membrane. The record is from RefSeq and is a predicted model, not a curated record. The transcript is spliced from 6 exons. NCBI's taxonomy places the organism in Eukaryota, Viridiplantae, Streptophyta, Magnoliopsida, Proteales, Proteaceae. Bases 130 to 813 code for a protein of 227 amino acids.
GCUCUGCUGACUUGAUCUUUGUCUGGGACUGGAAGCUGUUCCACUGAAGCGGCUUUCUUAUUCAUUUUAACUGUGAUUGUUUCUUUACCUAAAGAAGCUUUGGUUUUGAGGCUUGAAAGAGGUCUCUAGAUGGAGGAUUACAUUAUGAAUUUGCUGGUUUGGGCAGUUAUUUCAUGGACAUCAGCUUUCAUCCUGAUCAGAAAAAUCUUCCCAAAUCGCUCAUUCAGUUUCUGCAACCGCAUUGUUUCUACAAUCCAUGCUUCCUUGGCUGUCACUUUGAGUUCUCUCACUGUUGAGGACUGGCGGUGCCCCGUUUGUCCUUUGGCUUCUAUGUCUUCUCCUCCACAGAUGAAAACUUUGACAAUUACUCUAGGUUACCUCAUCUAUGAUCUCAUAUGCUGCGUGUUUGAUGACCAUGUGAACAUAGACAAUACAGUUCAUCAUCUGGUCAGCAUUCUUGGAAUUGGGGCUGGCCUUGUCUAUAAAAGGUGUGGAUCAGAGAUGGUUGCAGCACUUUGGAUUACAGAGAUCUCCAGCCCUGUUCUCCACAUGAGAGAACUUCUCAAAGAAAUUGGUUACAGAGACACCGACCUUAAUUUAGCUGCUGAUAUUUUGUUUGCAGUAAUCUUCACAUUUGCAAGAAUGGUAGGCGGACCUUACCUCACUUAUGUGACUCUGUCUGCUGACAAUCCUCUACUCAUCAAGGCCAUGGCACUAGGAUUGCAAUUAGUGAGUGCUUUCUGGUUCUACAAGAUAGCAAGGAUGGUGAAGAACAAACUGACUAAGAGGAGUACAUCUAAAAAGUCGACCUGAAGCACGAGAGCCAAUGUAGGUUUGUUUGAUAUUUGAGGGAAGUAAAAGAAAAUAACUGAUUCCAUGUUGUUGAUAUAGACCCAAAAGUUUCUCCAUUUCUCUCUAAGAAUUGGAACUUUGACAUCUGAGAAGAUACUCAAAACUCAGAAGGGAAAUGUAGCAAAAAGGAAA